Molecule: messenger RNA, 1493 nt
Organism: Chanos chanos (milkfish)
Lineage: Eukaryota; Metazoa; Chordata; Actinopteri; Gonorynchiformes; Chanidae
Product: E3 ubiquitin-protein ligase RLIM
Exons: 10
Coding region: 27-1493 (488 amino acids)
Biological process (GO): protein ubiquitination; positive regulation of DNA-templated transcription; ubiquitin-dependent protein catabolic process
Cellular component (GO): nucleus
Molecular function (GO): ubiquitin protein ligase activity
Source: RefSeq, a predicted model, not a curated record
CCGACGACGACACAGAUCGAGAAGAAAUGAAUCGUACCCCAGAACACGUAGAACCGAGCAGUCCUCUCCAGGGUUUGGGAGAGCAGGACACGCCCGAACCUCUGAAUCGUGCUUGUCUUUUGGAUGAGAGCGAUUUACUCCUUGAAGAUGAAGGAUCCCCCGAUGAAUUCCCUCCUGACGUGGUCCCCGAGACUCCAAGCCCCUCCUGCCGUAGAAGAAAGCGACGUCCAUGCGGGGAUGGGGAUCAAGGAGUGAAACCCCACUCAAGUACCGAAGCCAGACGACACAGUAAAGAGAGCCUCAGUGACCCUGCCGUGACUCCCAGUUCUUACCGGAAACAGAAGCGCAGGAAGCUCCCGGUGUCAGCUGCAGGGUCCAGAGGUGACUGGAGUCAGAGCUCCCGCUCAGAACACAGUGGAUUUGUCCAGGCUUCAUCUCUUCUGUCUCAGUCUGACUUUGCCUGGCUGGAAUCUCCAUGCCCAUCUACCCCUUAUUCUUCUUCCACCAGCUCUUCAUCCUCCUCCUGCUCCAGAGCCCACCUGUCUCCAGAGGAAAGAGCAAAUAUUGGUUGUGGGAGUUCACGUAAAACAUCUCUGGGAAACUCUCCCCUCAGGAGAAAGAAAUGCAGAAAGUCUUCCUCUACCAAGGGCAGGUCCAGGCCUUCUGAACCUGCUUCUGCUGUAGAGACAGAGAGCUCUCUGUUGCCCAGCACAGAGGAGGGUGAAGUCUUCACAGAAACAGCAGCAGAGGGACAGAAUAGAGAUGUGCCCCAUGCUGCUUCAAAGCCCCAAGACAUGAUAGUGAUAAUUGAUGAUGAUGAUGAUGACGACGAUGAUGAUGUUGAGGCCAUGGUCCGGUCUGCACAAAUGGCUGAGGAUGAGGCGUUUGCACGAAGUCUUCAGGAGCACUUUGAUAUGGAAGAGAGACUGUACCAGGAGGAAAACAGAGCACAAGUUACACAGCCACAGAGUCAUUCCCACACUCACCAGAAUGUUCCCUUUGUGGAGGGCUGGAUCUCUCCUUGGGGCUCAGUCAUGGGCGCCAGCCUGAAUUCGGCGUUGUCUGACAUCUCAGUGCUACCUCGUAUAUUUAUUGGACAACACACACAACAAUCAGGGCGUUCUCGAGGUCAAGCGCGCAGCUCUCGGUGGAGAGGGAAUCGUCACCUGUCUUUUGACAUUUUUGAUGACAGCCAGGGAAACAACUAUGAGGCUCUUCUGGCCUUUGAGGAAAACCAGGGGGCUGUUGUGACAAAACAUGUUCUGGGUGAGGGAGAGAUUGACAGGUUCCCCACUAAAGCAUUUGAUCCUGCCCACAGUGGUGGAAAGACAAACUGCCAGAUUUGUUUCUGUGAUUACACAGAGGGUGACAGGCUGAGAAUGCUCCCAUGUCUCCAUGACUACCAUGUCGAGUGUAUUGACCGCUGGCUAAGUGACAGCGCCACCUGCCCAAUCUGCCGGACAGAUGUGACAGAAUGUGCUUCUUCCACUUAA